Molecule: messenger RNA, 1059 nt
Organism: Aphanomyces invadans
Lineage: Eukaryota; Oomycota; Saprolegniomycetes; Saprolegniales; Verrucalvaceae
Exons: 4
Coding region: 33-800 (255 amino acids)
Source: RefSeq, a predicted model, not a curated record
CAAUUUUCUGCCCUUGGCAGAAGCAAUUCAAGAUGGAAGACGCAAGUCCUGCCGCUGUCUGUGCUCGCCAGACUGCCAAGCUUGAAGAGCUGAUGAACUUCCUUCAGUUUGCGGUACUAGAUGUACCUAACCGCUUCAAAGGCACGGUCGUGUUUUCGUUCCUGAAUGCCAAGCGCGACAUUGUCUGUGUCCGCACUGUUGACACUACAUCCCGCGUUCGAGUAUAUGCCUCGCGACCUUCUCCCCAGACGAGCGCCGUGGACGUUGCGUUAACAAUCACGGACUUUCUCCUCAUGUACAGUGGCGACUUGACCGCCGCCGAGAUCGCAGGCUUGUGUAUGUCUGGCAAGGUCCAACUCCGCUGGACUGCGUACGGCAGCCUGAAAGCUUUCGCGGACUCGUUUGACUUUUCUGUCGAGAAGUGGGCCGAUUUUUAUGCCCACUUUGGCUUGGACCCCAACUACGUCGACCAGAUCGAAUGUAUGCUGCCGUGUUGCAGAACGACGCCUCCCUUGACCGAAGAAGAGAUCGAGGCGAAUUGGAACAUUGUGUGCGACUCGAUGCUCAUUCCAGCCACGGCGACGGCCGUCGGUUUCGACUGGCAACUUGUCACGCCCAUGGAGCUAGCAGUCGCGCCAGUGCCAACGCCGCCACCGUCCCCAACGUCCCCCGACGCCCCCUUGACAUGGUACGACAAGUUACACCUGGCGCAGGUCCAAGAUACCGUCAAGCGCAAGAUGGUCACCAUGAGGGAGUACGCUGAAAAGUUUCUCGUCGACUCUCUCGACGGUGUCGCGUGAGUGUUUCAUCUAUUUUAUCGUGCUCCACAAUAAAUAUCUGUAUUCAGUUCAUGGCUGUCCAGAAUUGCCCGCGCAUCAGCCUUCCUUCCCUUUGACGAAGGACUUCUUGCUCUCAAGUCGAACGAGUCAUGUCAGAGCCAUUCAUUUCAUCUGUGGACGGAAUGGUGCAUCCAUCGGAAAGCCCUACUCUCGCCGACGAGUCCAUCAUGUGCCUACAGUCUGGACCGAACGCGAAUGACGUCAGGCAGGGCUCGUUGCU